UUUCGACCCCGAAGCCCCUGGACGAAUCCGGCGCCAAAGAUGCGCCCGAACCGAUGGCCUUGGCACGCAGCCGGUCCGCGAUGGAGGCUCGGACAAAGCUGCCGCAGCUGACUCCGCCGGAUGCCGGAAAGCCUGGCAGGCGAGCGGGCAGCUUGCCUCCACCAGGAAGCCAAAGCGCUUCCGUGCCGGACAAGUUGCCUGCCAUCGGCAUUUCAGUGCCCGGCCGCGGCGGUGGAUAUGCUGCAGGCGAGACACAGCGAGAGGAGAAGGCGAGACCAAAACCAAGCAAGGAGCGGGCAGCGAAGAACGCGCCGCGCAGCGCGCCUGCACUCGCGUCUCAUGAGCCGCGGCGCAAGCCUCCGCCUCCGAGGCCGCCAGCGUCCAAAGAGGCGCCAGUGCCGGCACCAGCUCCGUCAUCUCCAGCUGCUUCAGCUCCGAAGUCGGGGCUCCGCAACUUUGUGAGCGAAGAGCUUCGCAAGGUGCUAGAUGAGGAAGAUGUGGCGUACAGCUGGCGCAGGCGUCCGAGGGAGACUACGGAGGCGCCAAGCUCGGAGCCAAAGCCGCCUUCGGUUGCGCCGGAGCGGCCGGAGCCGAAGCCGCGAGUGCCCAAACCCCCAGGGCGGCCGGGUGGCUACAGUGCAGCUGGCGCAGGAGUCCUGGCCGUCGCGAAACCAAAGAGUGUUUCAGCUGCUUCUUCCGAUCUGGGCGCGCCGACCUCACGUCCGUUCCCAGAGAGGCUGGUUCCAGAGCUUGUGAAGCCUUCGGUUCGGCUUGUCGCCUACGGCGGUGGUGUUGCCAUGCUGAGCGCUAGCGCCUUGUGCUCGGUGGGCCCAGGGGAUGAUGCCCUGAGAGCUCCGCCUCCGCAGUGGCUGCAGCGCUGGCUGCGGGGGCUCUGCAGCUCUGAGCUCGCGAACUUGGCGGCUGAGAGCUGGCUCCAUGAUGAAUGUUCGGACCUGGCUGAAGAAUCAGCAUCUGCGGGUUCAGCGCUGGCGCUGUCGGCAGGCUUGCUAGUGGAUCCUGGGACUGCGCCACGAGCUCUUGCUGCUUCUCCCCUGGAAGCAGCGGCCGCUGCAGCACAGCAGGUGCUGGAGGCGACGCAGGCGUCGGGCCAUCUCUCUGAAAUCGAGCUGAUGGCCUCUGAGGCGGAGGUGGCUUUGGCGCGCCUCGAGACCGGCUGCCGCGGGCGCGAGGCUCUGCAAGCAGCGCUCAGGAGGGAAGUAUUUCGCUUCAUGUGGUGCUCCUUCGCGCCUUUGGCUCCGCCCCGUUGGGACGAAUGGCUGGAGGACCAGCUUCGGAUGACGCCCCAUGCAGCAGAGGAAUACAUCCGGGGCUGCACACUCGAGGACUUGGAAGCCGAGAAUCGUUUUCUUGACAGAUACUUGGUGCGCCUGUUGAAACUGAAGCGUCGGCUGGCGAAGCUGCUGGAGGCGUUGGAGAAGGUGGAUCACUACAAAAUCCUGGGGGUGGCUUCCGACGUCUCGGACAAAGAGCUUCGGGCGGCCUAUCGCAAGGCAUGUUUGAGGCUACAUCCUGACAAGGGCGGUGACAAGCAGCAGUUCCAGCAACUACAGGACUCCUAUGCCCGCAUUUUGGAGGAGCGCGAGCAGGACAAGGCCAAGCGCCCUGCGCCUCCGCCGGCGCCGGGCCGCUCAGCUGCCCGCGCACCGGCGCCGGCUGCCCGCUCGCCGGCGCCGGAUGCGGAAGCCGCAGCGGAGCCGCUGGCCAUCGAAGGAGCCGACGUGGAGGAGGAUUCCGCUGCAGCCGAGGUGCUGAGCGCCACGGACCGCUUGCGCCACCUCGCGGAGGAGCUCCACGUACUGAUCCGCCAGGCAGAGAAGGCGGACGCGCGGAUACGAGGCCUGAAGUCGCAGGAGGGGGUGGAAGCGCUGGCAGCGGCGCAGGAUGCCGGGGAGGAGCUGCUGAAGUUGAGCCAGCGAGUCGGGGAGUUCGCCCCCAAAGUCUCGGAGGCGUCCAUGGAGGUUGCGGAGUCCAGCUUAUCCGUGGCUGCCCGCUUUACAUCGGUGCCGUGCGCGCUGCUCUUGACUGAUGUGGCGCUCUCUUGCACCUUGGAGGCCUCCAGGCUGCAGCACACCGGCAAAGCGGCCACGGAGGUUGGCCGAGAUACCACCAGCACGCUGCACACGCUGCAGGCGAACCUGCAGAUGGCGAAGAUCCUGGGCACCGUUGACGCCGAAACGUUGAAGCUUUCCCUCAAUUUGGUCACCAAGGCCUCACGCCGGAUGUUGGCGGCCAUGCGCUCGGUGGAUUCCGCCUCCGCCGACGCAGUGCAGCGCAGCGGCUUCUGCCUCGCGCACGCGCGGGCGGUGUGUCGCUUUGCUGCCGGAAGGCCGCCGGACGAGGUCCAGGAAGAGCAAGCGGCGCUGCCGGCACCGGAAGGUAGCCGCUUCUCUCCAAAACAGGAAGCACAAGGAUCGCAGGAGUCGCCCUCGCCCGAACGGGCACAGCGCGGGGACUUCUCGCACUUCCCCUGUCCACCCGGGGCACCUCCAGAAAGAAGCGCGCAUAGCCGCUCGGUCCAGUCGCGGCUGCAGAGCGACCGCCUGCUGCGGCAGCUGGACUUGGAGCUGCGGCAGCUGCAGGCACGCCUUGGAUCUAAGGCACCCAUGCAGCCCUCAGCUGCAGCCAAAGAGCUGGUGGCUGAGCUGUUGCAAGCGGCCACCGCCAAUGCCGUUGAAUCCAAGGAUCUCCGGGUCCCCUUCCUCUUCGUGGAGCGCUGCACCAUGUCCGCGCCCUGGGAUAUCCCCGCGCAGCUGGCGCGGAUGGUGGCUCUCGCCGAGCCGCAGGCGCUGCUGGAGGCGCUGCGGAAGGCCAAGGCGGAGCUCGCCGCGGCCUUCGGGGGUGGAGCGCUGGAGCACUUCGAGGUGCUCGCGCAGGCAGUUGUGAAUGCCAAGCUUACGUGAUGGGCGCUGGCUUGGAUUGGGCGAAUGCAGAUGCAACACUUUCCGAGUUAGUGGCA
Molecule: messenger RNA, 2977 nt
Organism: Effrenium voratum
Lineage: Eukaryota; Dinophyceae; Suessiales; Symbiodiniaceae
Source: the annotation of a GenBank genome assembly